AUGUCUUGUCAGAUGCCUCCGAGGGCAAAGAAUGUGCGCACCAGAUCCCAAGCUCGUCGUUCAGGUGGUGCUGAUGAGGCCUCGGGCACAUCAGGAAGUGUUGCCCCAGUGCCCCCAGCUCAUGUGGAUCAGCAGGGAGAGAACCUUGCGGGAGGUGUGCCUGUUCAAGUGCCUCCAGCAGCGGAAGCAGCUCAUGCUGCAGUCCUGGAGGAGUUGCGCCGUUAUCGAGAGAUGUAUGGCCACUUGAACCCUGGAGUGGGAGUGAAUGCUCAGCAGGAGCAGCAGAAUGUGCAGCCGCCAGUGUUUGAGCCGCCGCCUGUGGUAGUGCCGCCAGUGUUUGUUCAGCAGCAGUAUGUGCCUCCACCGCCUCUUGCGCCUAAUAGGAGAUUGCAUAGAUGGGAAAAUCUGGACACUGACAUACUAGUGAGGAUUUUUAAGAAGUACUUUAGCCUCGAUGAGUUGACUUCUGGAGUAGCUCAUGUCUGUAGAGGAUGGCGUGUGGCUUGCUGCGAUCCCAUUCUGUGGAACACGCUCGAUUUAUCACACAUGAGAUCUAAGUUCGUCAAAAUCUCAUGUAAGCCAUGUUUGUACGUGGUUGGCCACUCUGAUAAGAAACUGACUUGGAUCUUGAAACUCUCCAUGAGUCUUAGCAAGAGAAACACAAAGACCUUGAUUUUCCAUUACGACUUGUUGCCGAAUGAUGACAUGAUUACUUACACCACAAGAAGGUGUCCAAACUUGAGACGCUUGGUGCUACCAUCUUGGAACAGAAUAGAAGAGAGGGGUAUAUGCGAUGCAAUAAGUUUCUGUAAGAAACUAGAGUCACUAACAAUUCCAAGCAUGCCUAACCCGCAUUUUGUCUUCUCGGCGAUCCGAGAGAACUGCAAGAAAUUUAGAGAGCUCAAGGUAAUGGGUCCCAUCGAUCUUUUCUUCAUCCAGAACCUCGUCUGCCUCCUCCCGAAGCUGAAAGUCCUCAGCCUCAGAUGCACCUCCAUACACAUAGAUGCGCUCACAAAGAUCUUGGAUAAAAUGAAAAGACUCGAAGUUCUCAAUGUUUCUCAUUCUUACAUUGAGGUAAGUGAUACGGAGGUUCCAUGGAGCACGAUAAUAGAGAAGGCCUCCAAGUUGAAGCAGUUUGUGGCUUGUAAGGAUCCCAAGACUUGCGUCAAGUGUCAGUGGAUGGAGAAAGAUGAAAAAGUCAUGAGGUGGAAUAUGUAUGAUGAAGGGCUAUGGAAAGAAGACGAAGUAAGCUCUCUUCAUCUCUGA
Molecule: messenger RNA, 1266 nt
Organism: Eutrema salsugineum
Lineage: Eukaryota; Viridiplantae; Streptophyta; Magnoliopsida; Brassicales; Brassicaceae
Product: F-box/LRR-repeat protein At3g48880
Exons: 4
Coding region: 1-1266 (421 amino acids)
Molecular function (GO): protein binding
Source: RefSeq, a predicted model, not a curated record